Messenger RNA from Symbiodinium sp. CCMP2592, 2019 nucleotides. The record is from the annotation of a GenBank genome assembly. Lineage: Eukaryota; Dinophyceae; Suessiales; Symbiodiniaceae.
AUGGAUCUCGAGUGGCCUCCCCUCCAAGGGGAGUUGCUGACGAAGCUGAAGUCAUGCUUUGCAAGCCCCCGGCAGCUGCAUUAUGAUUUUGAUGAUAGCGAAGGUGCACGGAAAUUGGUAGAGGUGCUGGUGCCAGGAUUGGGGGCAGGCAAUGUUCAGCUUGCAGUGGAUCAGUUGGUCAAAUGGCAUAAGGAGGGCGCGAGCUCAGUGUUGCGUGCCAAGAGAAUUGCAAGAGCAGGUUUGUCGGAGAGCUUGGUGGGGCAGCAUACCGUCCCUGCAUCCACGAUUUCAGAGGCAUACGAUAAACUUGCACAUAGCAAUCCUCUCUCGCUUUUGCCUGCGAUCGAAAGGGCCAGAAAGGCAAGGGAGAACAGCGUGGAUCCAUCAAAGAGGGCGGCUGAGGAAAGGGCUGCUAAAGCCAAGUAUGCCACUCUCUUGUACAGCUUCUUGGUUGAGGCGAGGGCACCAAUAGUGGAUAUCUUGAAGGAAGUCACCGAUUCUGAAGAGGCAUGUGUGCGCAUCUUUGGAACACGAAGGUCAAAGACUUUGAGGAAUCGCUUUCACUCGUGGGGCAAGUUCGCGAGAUGGCUGGAGACUUCGAAGGGCCGCGUCUGGCCUGCCGGGCUGCAGGAUCUCUUGGAUUAUGCUACUGAAGCUGUGAAGGAGGGCGCUGGUAAGACGACCAUAGAUUCUUUUUCAGCGGCACUUUCUGUACUGGAACAGGUCGGACGUUUCGGGGAAGGUGAUAUGCUGUCAAGAGAUCCAACGUGGAUUUCGUACAGUAAGAAUGUUACUGCAGAGCUGGUGGAGAAGGGGCCGAUGUUGCACCAGGCGGCCCAGCCUACAGUAGCGAUGGCGCUUUCACUCGAGCUUUACGUGUUUGACGAAGAUAGAGCAAGAUAUGCAAGGGCAUUGGCUUUUGUUGCACUUCUGAUGCUAUGGGGGAGUAUGAGGUCCGAUGACGUUCAGUGCAUGAGGCCAGAGAGCAUGCGACUCACUAUAGAAGGACUGUCUUGCAAACUUUGGAAGACAAAGACGACGGGCCCAGAUCGAAGGAUCAACAUGGUGCAGGUCUUCAUAUCCCGCAAGGCCAGUCUCUCUGGCUUGGAUUGGCUGGCAAAGGGGCAUGAGAUUUGGUCAGAGAUCAAAGACAAAAGGGAUUUCUUGGUUUUGCAAGCUUCAGAGGAUUGGGAAACCUGCGGCAACAAAGGGGUCGAUGCCCCUGCAGUGUCACUCUAUGUGCGAAAGAUUUACAAGGAGCUUUGUGUUCCGCGCUGGGUCGAGGGCCGCUGGAUACAGAACAAGGAGCGUCUGUUACUUCCGGGGGAUUGUGCGCUGCAUUUCUCUGGACAUUCAGCGAGGAACUUUCUUACUUCGAUCGCUGCAGCCAUCAGGGUUCCUAAGGACGACAGGGACUUUCUUGGACGCUGGAAGGUCGGUGGAGGUGGCUCUGCUGACUACACAAGAACAGCUCGGCAAAUAGUGCAUCGCAUCCAGGAGCAGGUUGCAGAGACUGUCUUGCUUGGGAGAGAGCGGGGCUACGUGGAGGCUGAUGCUUUGGAUGCAUUGCAAAGUUUCGCAGAAGAGCGAGGCGAGAUUGGUGCCGUGGUCAGGGCAAGGCAUGAGCUCGUUAGAGCAAACAAAGUUGGGGGAAACCCCCGACUUGGCGGGCGCUACCCGCCCCUCUACAUGCAGAGCAUCCCCGGACCUCAUGUGAUCACUGAGGAGGCAGCGGAGGACCAGCCGGAAACCGCCGCUGCACCGAAAGGGGAGGCUAAGUACUUUAUCAGUGUAAGUAAGAAGACAGGAUUCCGCAGACUGCAUGUGAAUCACGCGUGCUAUGUAAAGCCCUUCAAGUGUCAGGAUGUCGUAUACCUUGAUCAGGUUGCUGCCACGGAUUUCGAUGCAAUUUGUAAGGAUUGCAAGCUCAGAAUCAGGUCGAUGGCCGAUGACAACAAGGCCGAAGACAGUAGCUCAGGGGAGGCAACCACUUCCUCGAGCGAUGAAGGACUCCUUUAA